Messenger RNA from Notothenia coriiceps (black rockcod), 1808 nucleotides. RefSeq names its product tumor suppressor p53-binding protein 1-like. NCBI's taxonomy places the organism in Eukaryota, Metazoa, Chordata, Actinopteri, Perciformes, Nototheniidae. The transcript has 6 exons. Gene Ontology annotation, molecular function: histone binding. Gene Ontology annotation, cellular component: nucleus. Bases 115 to 1803 code for a protein of 562 amino acids. Gene Ontology annotation, biological process: DNA damage checkpoint signaling; positive regulation of transcription by RNA polymerase II. The record is from RefSeq and is a predicted model, not a curated record.
CCUAGUGUGCCACUGGUUACGGUGCUGCGUGCCAAUGCUGGCACGCGUGCCAGGGGUUGCUGACCCCUGGUAUAGAGCCUCAAUGUAUUCCCUUUGUCAGCAGCUGAUGAGCCGAUGGACACUUCACUGCCCCCCGAAGACCGAGCCGAGCCAAUGGAAACAGAGGCCGCUUCUAAGCCACACCCGUCGGCCUCUACUCCUGUCUCCCAGAAUUCCCCUGGUUUUGUGUUAGAGCGCACUCUCUCUUUACCGUCCCAGCCAGAGUUUUCUCACGACGUAUUUGUCCCUACACAGAGCCAGUCACAACAGCAGUCAGAUAAGAAGAAAGCCUCGUUGCCUCGCCAGACGCAGUCUCAGCCCCUGGAGUCAGCUCCUUUCACGUUGCCUUUGCAGCUCUCUGUGAACACACAGAUCAGUAGCCAGGCUCAGAAGACCUCAGAACCUAUAGAGGAGGACAGCCAGGCAACACAGAUCGAGGAGCUGAAGGAGCCGCCCGGCGACAGCGACUCACAACAGAGGAGAGAGAGUAACGGUAUGUCUUCACAGUCACAAACUGCCACCAGCUCCAAAGCUUCCCCCUCUGCCGAAUCACCAAAGCAUCGAGCAGCAUGUCAGUUGCAAAAGUCUGAAGUGCACAAAAAGACAGCGACUUCUUUGAAUGUACAAAAUGUGAAUGUAAAAGACAGUAAGAGUGACGUGGUGUCCUGCUCACAACCCAAGGUCGAUCUCUCUGAUGUGACGGUUAACAGCUGCGUGCAGGAGACUCCCCCCGCAGCAGACCCUACACCCUGCAGUUUGCCCUCACAUUCUAUGAUCUCUCAGACUGUGGAUGUAGUGAAGGGUUCUGUGGACUCGAGAAAGGCAGGAGCAAAAGCAAACAGUCAGUCUUUAAAAUCAUUGUCACAGCAGUCGGUAGCAGCUGGCAACAGUCAAACAGUCAAAGACGUGAUGGGGGAGAGUAAUAAGUGGGAAGAAGAAGAGGAGGUGAUGGAGGGGGAAGGAGAGAGCACAUUGGGAGGCGGGGCCUCUGGACUAGGUCUGGCUCUCUCUCAGAGUCAGCUGCUGUCUCCUGAGCCCAUGGAGGAGGAGAGUGAGAACAGAGGAGAGGACAGCAUCACCGUGGUCACAGACAGCGAGAGAGACUCCCAGCCUCUUCAGGCAAAGACCAACAGCUCCCAGCCAACCAGAGGCAAAGUGUCCUGCUCAACCAACGGCCAUGAGUCCCAGACUCAGGGGAGGAAGCUGCACCCGGCUCCUGAUAGGCUCUCCCAGACUGGGGCGGGACUUGAAGCAGAGGGGCACAAAGACAAGAGCCUGAGUGACAGCUCUGGAGAAAUGUCCUUCCAUUUCACUCUCCCUAAAGAAGGCGAGCUGAUUGGUCCUGUUGUCGGUGCCACGCCUCCUCUGAUCGGCCAGCUGAAGCAGACGCUGAGACACAGCACUCCCAUUGAGAUCACUUCCUUUUCUCAAAAGUCAGGCGCGGUGGGGGAUGUCUCUGCAGACGGGGCGAUGGCAGCCAGUGACAUUGUUUCGGGCGAGAGCGGGGAUGACACGAUGGAAAAGGGAGACGGGAAACUGAGUUUGAGGAUGAAGCUGGUGACCCCGGUGGAGGAGGGCAGCUCGGAGCGCUUCAGCCUGCAGAAGCCCGCCCUAUCAGAGGAGGAUGGACCUGUCGUCAAGGUUACCACUGUUGCCAAGGCUGUUACCAGCCCGUCAGUGUUCAGUCGUGUCCGGCAGGUUCACAGACAGCAGGACGCAAGAGAGGAGAGCCAGGGGGGGGGCAACAGCACACCUGUCAGGUAAGAACA